GACCUCUAAUCCUGUCGUCUGCUUGAAUAGAACUAUUUGGAAAAUACUUUUGUAAAAUAUGAAUUUAAUUGAAGACGAAUCAAUUUUAGAAGUAUAUUUAAAGAAAAAAUAUGAUGUUAUAGAUCCUGUUACCAUUCGUGUAAAAAACGUAGAGAUGAAGAUGGAACUGCUACGAAAAUAUUCGUCAUUUCCAUUAACUCUUGGAACGUUUUUGGGAGAUGUCUUCCAGACUGAUGUUCCCGACGGGUUUACAAAUGCGUUAAGAUGGAAUAGUGGCAAAACUCUACUUUUUAUAGCACAAUGCGAAAUACUUUUCCUGCCUGCAUUUUAUACGAUGCUAAAGAGUAAAAAAUCAUUCGAGAAUUUUGGAGGAUAUUUCCUUACACAUAAUAUAAAAUCCUCAUCAGCAUGGGAAAAAUAUAUCAUAAAAACAUUAGACGGUCAAGAUAUCGUGUAUUUUACAAGUAGAUCAGUAAUGGUUGAUUCCAAGAAGAGAAAACCCAUAACCGAUUUUUUUGACAGAGACUUCUCAAGAGAAAAGAUUUAUACUAGGUGGUCUCAUAGCUUACCUGAUAGAAUUGUCAAAUUAAUAAACCUAGGAAAGCCCGAUGGAAUAACAGAACAUACCAUAGAUGAUAAUGAUAUAGAUGCUAAUAACCAUACAAAUUUUAUGGUUUAUAUUCAUCUAACGGAAAGGUGUAUUAAGAAACUUUCACCGGAAAGAAAUCAAGUAAAAAAGGCAAAUAUUUCUUAUAAGGGUGAAUGUCUACUUGGAGAUGUUCUGAUUGCAAACUGUUGGAAAAUUAAUGAAUUCUAUUUUUACUUUGAAAUAGUGGUUAAAGACAGAUUAGUUACUUUGGGUAAUAUUGAAUAUUUUAAUAAUGAAUCCUCGUACCCUUCAAAAUUAUAA
Molecule: messenger RNA, 910 nt
Organism: Dimorphilus gyrociliatus
Lineage: Eukaryota; Metazoa; Annelida; Polychaeta; Dinophilidae
Source: the annotation of a GenBank genome assembly